Sorex fumeus (smoky shrew) is the source of this 1364-nucleotide messenger RNA. RefSeq names its product chromosome unknown C6orf15 homolog (gene CUNH6orf15). Gene Ontology annotation, cellular component: extracellular matrix. Bases 1 to 1230 code for a protein of 409 amino acids. The transcript has 2 exons. The record is from RefSeq and is a predicted model, not a curated record. NCBI's taxonomy places the organism in Eukaryota, Metazoa, Chordata, Mammalia, Eulipotyphla, Soricidae. Gene Ontology annotation, biological process: extracellular matrix organization.
AUGCAGGGCUGUGUGGUGAGGAGCUGGGCUCCUCUGGGCCUGCUCCUGGUCUGUCUUCAUCUCCCAGGCCUUUUUUCCCGGAGCAUCAAUGUGGUGGAGGAGAAAGCCCCCCAGCACCCAGGAACAGACUUGCCUCUGCCAGCACAACCUCCGUUGACCAGCCCCUCAAACUCUGAGCAUCCUCAGCCCCAACCUGACCCCGUCCCUAAGGAUCUCACAAGGGCUCCUCUGGCGUUCAGUGCUUCUCCAUCAGAUGGUCUCCAGCCUGCAGAAGGUCCUGAAGGUCAGGGGUGGCCCCUGCCUGAGGAGAUGCCCUUUGUGGAAUCCUGGUCCUCCGAAGAUCCUUGGCAGAUGAUGAUGGCUGCGGAUGAGGACUAUGCAGAGGAAGCCCUGCCCGAGGAGCUGUCUUUUCUUUCUGGUGCCACAGGCAGCGGACCUGCAGGGUCCUCUGACACUGCCAGUCUCCCCCUGGAUUCUGACUCUAAGCACCCAUCCCGUUCCAACGUGCCUGGAGCUUUGGAACCAACUCGUGCCCAGAGUCCUUUCUGGUCUUUCAUCAAUAAGAUUCGACAGACACUCUUGUCUGGUCGCCCCUGUGGGAUCCUGAAUCCCAGGGUACCUGUGAGAGGUGGAGGCCCUGGAACUGGAUGGGGAACCAGGCCCAUGCCAAACCCUGUGGGAAUCGGGGGCAUCAACAAUCAAUACCCAGGUACUGCCUGGGGGAAUAUUAAUAAGAUUCCAGGUACCAGCUGGGGGAAUAUUAAUAAGAUUCCAGGUACCAGCUGGGGGAAUAUUAAUAAGAUUCCAGGUACCAGCUGGGGGAAUAUUAAUAAGAUUCCAGGUACCAGCUGGGGGAAUAUUAAUAAGAUUCCAGGUUCCAGCUGGGGGAAUGUUAAUGGGAUUCCAGGUUCCAUCUGGGGGAAUAUUAAUAAGAUUCCAGGUUCCAGCUGGGGAAAUAUUAAUGGGAUUCCAGGUACCAUCUGGGGGAAUAUUAAUCGGCUUCCAGGAGGCAUCUGGGGAAAUAUUAAUGGGAUUCCAGGAGGUAACUGGGGAAAUAUUAAUCGGUUUCCAGGAGGCAUCUGGGGAAAUAUUAAUCGUUUUCCAGGUACUAACUGGGGUCCUCUGCAGCCAGUUAUUAACAAAUUACCUCCUGGAGUUUUUCGCCCUCCCAGCUCUUCUUUGAACAUUCCAGCUGGCUUGCCCCAGUCUAAAGGCCCUGCAUCAGAGUAAGGUUAGAAUGACAGCAGAGGCAAUUCUAAGUUUGAAGUCAGAGAAGGGGUUCCUGUUCCCCAUUUUCACAGGAGCUAAUUCCAGAUUCAAUCUGCAUAUUUCCAGCCUCAUCUCCACAUUCACAGCCUUCCUUG